AUGUCUUCCAACCACACCAUUUCCGUGACGCUGUCACAGCUCGCCAAGAUGAUCGACCACUCGCUGCUCCACCCUACCAUGACCGACGCCGACGUCCUAGCGGGACUCAAAAUCGCCAGAGAAAACAACGUAGCCACAGCCUGCGUGAAACCAUAUCACAUCCCCUUGGCCAUCAAGGAGCUAGCAGGCACCGAUGUCCAGGUGUGCCCCGUGAUCGGAUUCCCCCACGGCAACAGCACCACCGAGAUCAAAGUCCAAGAAGCUACUGCUGCCGCCGAGGCUGGCGGUCGCGAAAUCGAUAUGGUCGUCAACAUUGGCAAAGUCCUCGGCGGAGACUGGGAGUACGUCACGCGAGAGAUUGACGAGAUCAACCGUGCGGUUGUACGUCACGGCGCCAUUCUCAAGGUCAUCUUCGAGAACGACUAUCUGCAGCCUAAGCACAUCAUCCGUCUCUGCGAGAUCUGUACCGAGCUUGGCGUGGCCUUCGUCAAGACCUCGACCGGGUAUGGAUUUGUCAAGCAAGCCGAUGGAUCGUACAAUUACCUCGGUGCGACGGUGUCAGAUCUCAAGCUCAUGCGCCAGCACUCAGGGUCCAAGGUACAGAUUAAGGCGGCUGGUGGUGUUCGCACACUCGAUGAUUUGCUGCAUGCCAUGAGUCUGGGCGUAACUCGCAUUGGGGCUACGGCGACGGUGGCCAUAUUGGAAGAAGCCAAGAAGCGUGGGAUUAGCAAUAAGCCGACGACAGUUAGCUUCAAGCCUAUGCAAGAGAAGGCGGGCGGAUAUUGA
Molecule: messenger RNA, 786 nt
Organism: Penicillium daleae
Lineage: Eukaryota; Fungi; Ascomycota; Eurotiomycetes; Eurotiales; Aspergillaceae
Product: 2-deoxyribose-5-phosphate aldolase
Exons: 1
Coding region: 1-786 (261 amino acids)
Biological process (GO): carbohydrate catabolic process; deoxyribonucleotide catabolic process
Cellular component (GO): cytoplasm
Molecular function (GO): deoxyribose-phosphate aldolase activity
Source: RefSeq, a predicted model, not a curated record